UAAAAAAAAAAGGAAAAGGAAAAAGAGCUCCCCUAAUCGAUCUCCAGAUUGAGAUCCCCUUCUUGCUUUCGUGUUGGAGACGGAAACGAAGGCGCCUCCCUCUGAUCUGAUAUAUACUGGAGUAGAAUCGAUCGAGAGGAUCAUCAGGCAUCAAGUGAAGAAGUCGAUGGCGGCGGCGAUGAGAUUCGGCGGUGGCGCUUUGCUCCGGCGAGCGCCCGUGGCGGCGGCAAGGGUGCGGCUCGCCCACACCAAGCCCUGCAGCCCGGAGGAGAUGAGGGACGCCGCGGCCCGCGUGGCGGAGAUCGACAAGGCCAAAGAGGAGCUGUUCGACAAGGUGCAUGGCAUGGUUACCACCUACGAUGUCCCGCGCAGGAUGAGUCGCGAGUACAUGCUUCUCAUGCAGCGCCUCUCCUCCCAAAUCAACCCUAGACCCCAAGACCCAAUCUGGCGUUUUUGUCGACGCCACGAAAGACGCAAUACUUACUACAAGUUUUUGGGGGCAUGUACGAAUGGCCUUUUGACUGGAGUUGGCAUCGGCUUGCUCGUGUUUGUUCCACCAAAAAAGUCUGUCGCGGACUGGUGGAACAAAGUUACUAGUUGAAUACACCUUUCCUCUCCUACAGCAUACUUACUAGUGUCAAAAUUGCUUUUAUAUUAAUGUUUUUAUAUUAUGGGACGGAGGGAGUGGCUUAUGUUAGUGCCAACAAGACUAGCUUGUCAUGAGGAUUGUACUAGUCAUCAUAUAUAUAGCUUAGCUGCUAGUUCUAUCUUUGGAUUGGACGGUUUAUCCAUCUUAUAUCGGCUUGUAAGCCUAUGUUUC
Messenger RNA from Triticum dicoccoides, 820 nucleotides. RefSeq lists its product as uncharacterized. NCBI's taxonomy places the organism in Eukaryota, Viridiplantae, Streptophyta, Magnoliopsida, Poales, Poaceae. The record is from RefSeq and is a predicted model, not a curated record. The transcript is spliced from 2 exons. Bases 167 to 601 code for a protein of 144 amino acids.